UCCCGUUAUUAAAAACCCAAUUUUUAUUUUCUGUGUCCAAACUCCAAACAACACAGCAUACCAGAGAGAGACAUCAGAGAGAGUCGUUCAUUCCUUGUUCUCUUUCCACCACCACCGAACAAACCUCCGGUCACCCCUGUCGGAAAAACCUCUCAAAUCUCUACAUUUUCCGGUAAGUACACUUCUCCUUCCGGUCACUUUUCCGGUAAACAACAACAACAACCUUGUUUUGUUGUUCCAAAUCCUGUCUCAUAGUACAACAUAACACAACACUAUUGUUUCUAUUUUCUUCAAUUUUGUUACUUCUUUGUUUCUCUUCAAACUUGUUUCUACGGUUUGGUGUACACUUUACGUUUACUGGGUCUUUACUCUUUCGUACCUUUUAUCAUUCUGCAACUGUAACCGUUACUGUCACGUUUUAUUUCACACUCUUAUAUCUUUUACCCAUUCCUUUUUAUCUUCAUUUUCAAAUCUACCCGUUACAAAAAACAAAAACUUUGAAACUGGGUUCUACUCUUUGUUUCCAAAUUUAGAAUCUUUCAUACUCUUAUUUUGUUUUUCCGAGCUUAAUUUCAGAUGGGUUUUUAGUUUGGAAGAAAAUGGAAGUUUCAUCCAAAAUGAGAGUGUUUUUUGUGUGCUUGUUCUUGCUGUUUCUGGUGACUGUGACAGCUGUGAAUCCGUCUUUAAACGAUGACGUUUUGGGGUUGAUUGUGUUCAAAGCGGAUAUACAAGAUCCGAAGGGAAAGUUAGCAUCUUGGAAUGAAGAUGAUGAAAGUGCUUGUGGUGGUAGUUGGGUUGGAGUGAAAUGUAACCCUAGAUCCAAUAGGGUUGUGGAGGUUAACCUUAAUGGGUUCUCUUUAUCUGGAAGGAUUGGACGUGGUUUACAACGUUUACAAUUUCUUCGUAGGCUUUAUUUGGCGAAUAAUAAUCUUACUGGGAGUAUAACCCCUAAUAUUGCUACUAUUGAUAACCUUAGGGUUCUUGAUUUGAGCAAUAAUAAUCUUUCAGGGGUUGUUCCUGAUGAUUUUUUCCGGCAAUGUGGGUCUAUGAGAGCUGUUUCUUUGGCGGGGAACAUGUUUUCAGGGAAUGUUCCUUCCAGUAUAGGUUCAUGUUCAGCUAUUGCUAGUAUUGAUUUGUCUGUUAACCAGUUUUCUGGUUCUGUUCCUAAGGAGAUUUGGACUUUGAGUGGACUUAGGUCUCUUGAUUUGUCUGAUAAUUUGUUGGAAGGUGAGGUUCCUGAAGGAGUUGAGGCGUUGAAGAAUUUGCGGAGCAUUAACUUGGCGAGAAAUAGCUUUUCUGGGAAGAUACCAGAUGGGUUUGGAAGUUGUUUGCUUUUGAGGUCUAUUGAUUUUAGUGAUAAUUCUUUCUCCGGUAACAUACCUAAUGGUUUGAAGGAAUUGGUGUUGUGUGGUUACUUUAGUUUGGGUGGAAACGCUUUCUCAGGAGAUGUUCCUGAGUGGAUUGGAGAUAUGAAAGGUCUUCAGACAUUGGAUCUUUCUCGGAAUAGAUUUUCUGGUUUGGUUCCAAACUCUUCAGGAAAUCUUUGGUCAUUGAAAACAUUGAAUCUUUCUGGAAAUGGUUUCACUGGUAAUCUUCCCGAGUCUAUGGCAAAUUGCACAAACCUCUUGGCCUUAGAUGUUAGCCAGAAUUCAUUGUCUGGAGAUCUUCCGUCGUGGAUUUUCAAGUCGGAUUUGGUAGGUGAAAACAAAAAGACUGGUAGGGUGAAAAGCUCUUUGUAUUCCUUGAAUGAAGUUCCUGUUCAGAGUCUUCAAGUGUUGGAUUUAUCUCACAAUGCAUUUUCUGGUGAAAUCACUUCUGCUAUUUCGGGUUUAAGCAGCUUGCAGGUUUUGAAUUUAUCAUAUAACUCUCUGACAGGCUAUGUUCCGUCAUCAAUUGGUGGUUUAAAAACAUGUUCUAGUCUUGAUUUGAGUAAUAAUAAGCUAAAUGGAAGCAUACCUCUGGAAAUUGGUGGAGCUGUUUCCUUGAAAGAGCUGAUUUUGGAAAACAACUUCCUUAUUGGGAAAAUUCCAAUCUCAAUCGGGAACUGCUCUUCAUUAACAACAUUGAUUCUGUCAAAGAACAAGCUGAGUGGGUCGAUACCUGCAGCAGUUGCAAAACUCACCAACCUGAAAACUGUGGACGUAUCAUUCAACAACCUUACUGGAAACCUUCCCAAGCAAUUGGGCAACCUUCCCAAUCUCCUGACCUUCAAUUUAUCUCACAACAACCUUGAGGGUGAACUACCUGCUGGUGGUUUCUUCAACACCAUUUCGCCUUCCUCUGUAUCGGGCAAUCCGUUUAUCUGUGGCUCUGUUGUGAACAAAAAGUGCCCUGUUAAACUCCCGAAGCCUAUUGUUCUGAAUCCCAACUUUUCUUCUCCUGACCUUGACCCUAGUUCGCCUACUCCAACUUUAGGUCGCAAAAGAAAUAUCCUCAGCAUUUCAGCACUCAUUGCCAUCGGUGCAGCUGCUUUCAUUGUAAUUGGUGUCAUUGGAAUAACUGUUCUCAACCUCCGUGUUCGGUCCACCGCAUCUCGAUCUCCAGCUGCCCUUGCUUUUUCUGCAGGGGAUGAGUUCAGCCGUUCGCCGACAACAGAUGCAAACUCCGGCAAGCUUGUUAUGUUUUCAGGUGAACCCGAUUUCAGCUCUGGAGCGCACGCUUUGCUUAACAAGGAUUGCGAGCUUGGGCGUGGAGGUUUCGGGGCUGUGUACCAAACAGUUCUUGGAGACGGGCGUUCAGUUGCUAUCAAGAAACUCACUGUGUCAAGCCUUGUCAAGUCUCAAGAAGAUUUCGAGAGGGAGGUGAAGAAAUUAGGAAAAGUCAGACACCAAAAUCUCGUCGAACUCGAAGGCUAUUAUUGGACUUCAUCGCUGCAACUCCUCAUAUACGAGUUUGUCUCACGUGGUAGCCUUUACAAGCAUCUCCACGAAGGAUCAGGCGAAAACUUCCUUUCGUGGAAUGAGAGGUUCAAUGUCAUUCUUGGAACCGCAAAGGCCUUAUCUCACUUGCACCACUCCAACAUCAUUCACUACAACAUUAAGUCAACCAACAUCCUUAUCGAUAGCUACGGUGAACCUAAAGUAGGGGAUUACGGCCUAGCAAGGUUGCUACCAAUGCUCGAUCGCUACGUCUUGAGUAGCAAAAUUCAAAGCGCACUCGGCUAUAUGGCACCAGAAUUCGCCUGCAAAACAGUGAAAAUCACCGAGAAAUGCGAUGUUUAUGGAUUCGGAGUUUUGGUUUUGGAGAUCGUGACAGGUAAGAGGCCAGUAGAGUACAUGGAGGAUGAUGUGGUUGUACUUUGUGACAUGGUUAGAGGAGCAUUGGACGAAGGAAGGGUAGAGGAAUGCAUUGAUGAGAGACUUCUAGGGAAGUUUCCAGUAGAGGAAGUGAUUCCUGUGAUUAAGCUUGGUUUGGUAUGUACUUCACAAGUACCAUCUAAUAGGCCAGAAAUGGGAGAGGUAGUUACCAUAUUGGAACUUAUAAGAUGCCCCUCAGGCUCAGAUGGACAAGAAGAGUUAUUGGGAUGAAUUGAAUUGAUGUUUUUCUUGAUUAGGAGGAGGUUAGAACAGGUUAUUCGGCGAAGAUGAAUCCGGUUUUUAUGAAUUAAUUAGACAGAGAAAUUGUUUUGUUUUCAUUUUGAAUGUAAAAUUUGUUCUUGUUUAUUACUAUUAGUCUUUAGUAGUUUGUUCUCUUAUUAAGAUUUCUCUGUUAUUGUGCUAUUGCUACAUGUAGGAUAUGCUGGAUUCUUUUUCACCGGGGUUCCAACUUGGAUCAUCAAAAUUUGAAAAUUGUUGAUGUUUGCUCAAUUAAUUAAUGAUGUUUCAUUUUCAUAGUCCAA
Molecule: messenger RNA, 3838 nt
Organism: Trifolium pratense (red clover)
Lineage: Eukaryota; Viridiplantae; Streptophyta; Magnoliopsida; Fabales; Fabaceae
Product: probable LRR receptor-like serine/threonine-protein kinase IRK
Exons: 2
Coding region: 600-3527 (975 amino acids)
Biological process (GO): protein phosphorylation
Molecular function (GO): protein binding; ATP binding; protein kinase activity
Source: RefSeq, a predicted model, not a curated record